AAAUUCCACUCCCUCCCCAACUCACUCCGGAUCACCAGAGCAGAAAGAAUGGCUCAGGCAAUGGCUUCAAUGGCCGGCUUACGUGGAUCCUCGCAGAAGGUUCUGGAAGGAAGCCUCCAGCUCAGCGGAGGAAGUCGCCUUGAGGCUCCGGCGAACCUGUGUGUUUCUAGCGGUGGUCGGUCGGGGCUCGGCUUUAUCAAGGCUCAAGCGCAGCGGGUGGAGGGCGAAAGCCUGAGCGGCCGUCGCGCUUUGCUUGGGCUUUUUACAACAGGCCUCACCGGCGUUGCUAUAGUAAAUAAUGUUCUCGCCGAAGCAAAACCUAUCAAGAUUGGCCCUCCCCCACCGCCCUCAGGCGGUCUCCCCGGGACGCUCAACUCUGACGAGCCAAGGGACCUGGAUUUGCCAUUAAAAGAUCGAUUCUACAUACAAGCCCUGACUCCAGCCGAAGCUGCAAAGAGAGCGAAGGAGUCGGCUAAAGACAUUCUGAAUGUGAAGGAGCUUAUUGACAAGAAGCAAUGGCCGUAUGUGAAGAACGACCUCCGCCUCAAAGCAUCUUAUCUCCGCUACGAUCUCAACACUGUCAUCGCAGCCAAGCCCAAGGAGGAGAAGACGGCUCUCAAGCAGCUCACUUCUAAGCUUUUCUCUACCAUUGAUGAC
Molecule: messenger RNA, 657 nt
Organism: Phalaenopsis equestris
Lineage: Eukaryota; Viridiplantae; Streptophyta; Magnoliopsida; Asparagales; Orchidaceae
Product: oxygen-evolving enhancer protein 3, chloroplastic-like
Biological process (GO): photosynthesis; photosynthetic electron transport chain
Cellular component (GO): extrinsic component of membrane; chloroplast; photosystem II
Molecular function (GO): calcium ion binding
Source: RefSeq, a predicted model, not a curated record